AUCAUUUUUAGUACGGAAAUGUAUGUUUUUAGUUAUUUAUUUUCAUGUUAUUUCAACCGUAAAACGAUAUUUUGAAUUUCUCAGACUUUGGCGCGAAAAUUCAAACAAGUCACUUUUGUUUUUCUCACGUGUGAGCUGGGAUUGGUUCAAAUUUAGUUGAAAUUCUACCUUCACCGCAUCUGGAAAAGCGCACGGCGCUCAACAGUAUUUCGUAUAAAUAUUUGUAAAAUUGUGAACAUGAGUAGUAUUUUAAAAUUGCAGUCGGUCCUAGCGAAAAAUUUAAUUAAUAAUGUAGUCAAGGUUAAUACCGUACCUCAGUCGCUAACGCGAGCCCUGCACAUUCAAGUGGAUAGAAAGAAUGCUAAAGUGUCCGAUAGUGCCUCUAAAGUCUACCCGAUAAUCGACCACACGUACGAUGCAGUUGUCGUGGGGGCAGGGGGCGCAGGAUUGCGUGCAGCCUUCGGCUAUCAUUCAUUCGAUUUGUAA
This is a messenger RNA of Anoplophora glabripennis (Asian longhorned beetle), 486 nucleotides long. RefSeq names its product succinate dehydrogenase [ubiquinone] flavoprotein subunit, mitochondrial-like. NCBI's taxonomy places the organism in Eukaryota, Metazoa, Arthropoda, Insecta, Coleoptera, Cerambycidae. The coding region runs from base 238 to 486 and encodes 82 amino acids. The transcript has 2 exons. The record is from RefSeq and is a predicted model, not a curated record.